This is a messenger RNA of Chara braunii, 2038 nucleotides long. The record is from the annotation of a GenBank genome assembly. NCBI's taxonomy places the organism in Eukaryota, Viridiplantae, Streptophyta, Charophyceae, Charales, Characeae.
GCGGGUGGUUUUGUUAGUUUUUUUCUUCGAGCGGCGAAACGCCGCGCGAAGGGCUCUCUUUGACCAAGUUGAUUCAGCAAGAAGGCGUCGAAGGCGUGGAUAGGGUCAACCUUAAUAGGCUAUGGAGGAAACUCAGCCGGCGAAGGCCGAUCUUAAUGUAACGUGGAUGCUGUCUGUGUCGCAAAACAAAGGGCCGUGCGGAAUUCUCCUUGACUGCUGGACUCGACAAGGAGGCGUCGACGAACUGCACAGGGUCAAGUCGACUAGCGAUGGCCGCUCCGAUUACGAUGCAGAUACCGCCGUCGGGCAGGCCCGUCGGAGUCAAAACUCAAUGGUGCUCGCUGAACGAAUAUCGAGUGGGGUCAAAGAGAAAGGGGGUAGGAAGGGAGUAGAAGAUGAUGAACUCUGCAAGGCCAGCAGCAACAGGAGCGAUCAUCAGAAGGGGAUCAACAUACAGCGCAGGGGCAAGGGGUCGGAAGAAAGAGCCAUACCAGUGGAAUCAACAAGCGCUGAGAACCGGAGCACGCAGGAGCAGGAAAGGCAACAGCGACAGCAACCUGCGAAUCAGCUGGAGAGAUUGGCAUGGCAGGAGCGAGUGGGGGCUAGGUUGGAUGACAUACUGAAGGCAGGAGAGGGCUACGUCUGCCCGAUCGUCUUAUGGCGGGCGCCAGAGGAAAUCAGACUGCUCCUGGAGCGAGCGACGGAGGUACCAACCUUCGGAGUGACUCGCCUAUCUCAGGAACAGCAAGUACUCGAGAAGGUGACCGAGUGGUUGGGCCCAAGUGGAGCAAGUGCGAAUCGCACCGAUGGCUACGUCGGAUCAUUCAGCAGUAAAGCGAUAUUCCCGGUGGGUCGCCUAGAGAUGGGCCGCCCGCCGAAAGCGAUCCCAGCAUGGGUCUUUAAAAGCCCGGAGUAUCGCCCUGUGAUUGCAAAGUUUUGGGAAGACUGGACUGAAGAAUGCUCUCAGGACCAGCUGCUGAAGCAAAUCAUGAUAGCAGUGCAAAGACUGAGGGACAUUUUGCAGAGGCUACUGCGGGGAAACUAUCUGGCGCACAAGAAAACAGGGGAGGAGCAUGCCCAAAAGAUGGAGGAAUUGAACAAGGGCCCUGAGGAGAGCCAGACGGAGGAAGAAUGGUGGGCAGAGAGAGUGGAGGCAGCGCGAGGAUGGAGGGAAUUGCAGGCAGAAGACUCUACUAAAUGGGGCAGACGCACCAAAGAGGCAUGGAUCACGCUGGGGGAACGAAUGUCACGCCAGUUCUUUGUCACAGUGGCGACAAGAAAGGCAGCACCAUUAAUGACAGCCAUGGAUCACCCCUUCGAAGGCCAGACUGAACAGCAGCAUACUACUCGGGGAAUCUUGAAAUGUGUUACCGAUUUUUACCGCCAAUUACUGACGGAGGAGGAGCAGUGGACUCCCGAGGAGAUGGCCAGCAAACCUGAGCAGGACAUCUGGAGCCAUGUCCAGCGCCUCCUCAACCUCGCGGAUACAUGUAAAUUGGAAGAGGAUAUUACGACAGAGGAAGUGGCAAGAGCGAUAGCAGAGCUCCCUAGGCUUAAAACGCCCGGCUUGGAUGGAAUGUCGGCGGAGCACUACAAGGAACUCCGCAAUUUUCUCGUCAUUUUGCUGACAUCAGCUUACAAUGAGGCGCUUAAGGGGGGAGCCCUCCCACAAGGAUUCGUGGAUGCAUAUGUAGUUCUACUAUUUAAGAAGGGAGCUAAGGAGGACAUGCGAAACUGGCGCCAGAUUUCGAUCCUGAAUGCGCUGUAUAAAAUACUCGCCAAAAUCUUGGCAAACCGGCUGAAGGAAGCCCUACCAAGCAUUAUCGAUCAUACUCAUACUGGGUUCGUGGCAGGUCGCCAGAUUGUGUCGAAUAUUCUACUGGCCCAGCAAAUACUGGAGGAGGAGCAAUGCACAGGACAGGCCAUGGCUUUUGUAUCAAUAGACCUCGAGAAGGCCUAUGAUUGAGUCAGAUGGGAAUUCCUACUGCAAGGAAUGGCGAGAAGGGGAAUUGGACCCAUCCUGUGCAGUUGGAUUCGU